UUUUUUUGCGACUCCGUUACAAAUACACACUGCUCUCCAGCUCUCUGUGUAUAGACAAAGCCAACCAACCUUGAUCCUCGACGGACUCUUCGAGGCCCUUCCGUACUCUCUCCUUCUCUCUCUCUCUCUCUCUCUCUCUCUCUCUCUCUCUCUCUCUCUCUCGGCCUCUCGAUCUCAGAUCUCAACUUCUUGAGCAUCGGAAAUGCAGAGCGCAACCUUCACUCUCUCACCUUCUCUCCGGCUUCCGAAGCCUCGGAGACAAUCGAGCGCAACUUUGAACCCUAGAUUCGAUCGUAUACGUGCAUCAGUCUCUUCGAAUCCUAACAAUCUCACGCCUCAUAUGAAUGGUACCCUAUCUGCUUCUCUACCUCGCCGAUCCUGGUCUCUCUCUUCAUCUUCUUCUAAUUUCAAGCUCAGGCCAUGGACUUCCAUGCCUUUAGUGGAUUCCGAUGCCGGAACGAGUCGUUUUGAGGUCAGGGCUACUGCAGAGAGCGCUGAGGAGAGCUCUGAGUCUAGCAGCAUGUUUAAAACGCUUGAGCUCGGGGCGUUGUUUGGCCUCUGGUACCUAUUCAACAUCUACUUCAAUAUUUACAACAAGCAGGUCUUGAAGGUGUUCCCAAACCCAGUAACUGUCACUGGAAUACAAUUUGCUGUUGGGACUGUCCUUGUUUUGCUUAUGUGGGGUUUGAAUCUCUACAAAAAGCCAAAAGUUAGCGGUGCACAGCUUGCAGCAAUUCUGCCACUGGCGGUGGUGCACACUUUGGGGAACCUUUUUACUAAUAUGAGUCUUGGGAAAGUGGCUGUCUCAUUCACUCAUACCAUCAAAGCUAGUGAACCAUUUUUCUCAGUUAUCCUUUCUGCCAUGUUUCUCGGGGAGAUACCUACUCCUUGGGUGGUUGCUUCCUUGAUACCAAUCGUUGGUGGAGUGGGACUGGCAUCAGUUACUGAGGCGUCGUUUAAUUGGGCUGGAUUUUGGAGUGCUAUGGCUUCCAAUUUGACAAACCAAUCUCGUAAUGUCCUUAGCAAAAAGGUCAUGGUUAAGAAAGAGGCAAAUAUGGACAACAUUACACUCUUCUCAAUAAUAACAGUCAUGUCCUUUUUCUUGUUAACCCCUGUGGCUAUCUUCAUGGAAGGGGUGAAAUUUACUCCAGCAGCCCUGCAAUCUGCCGGAUUGAAUGUGCAAGAAGUAUACAUUAGGUCUCUUAUUGCUGCACUCUGCUUCCAUGCGUAUCAGCAGGUUUCUUACAUGAUAUUGCAGAGAGUGUCGCCUGUUACCCACUCCGUCGGAAAUUGUGUGAAGCGAGUGGUGGUUAUCGUGAGCUCUGUCCUCUUCUUCAAAACACCCGUCUCACCUAUUAACUCUCUUGGCACUGGAGUAGCGCUUGCUGGGGUUUUCCUGUAUUCAAGGGUGAAGCGCAUUAAAGCAAAGCCGAAGACUGCUUGAGUAUUAUGAUGAGAUUUUGCUCCCAAAUUAAUUGUAGGUCAGGCAGGGAACCUAAAUAGUGUUUUGGAUCUUACUAUUUGCAUUUUUGGUCUUUUUUUGUAAUUUUUUCUUUUCUUCAAAUUUUCAUGUGGACCACAUAAUGAGAACUAUUCUCCGUUAUCUUCGGGUUUCAAUUGUAAUUGAAUUUUUCCAGGGGUUCUCGAUU
Molecule: messenger RNA, 1649 nt
Organism: Prunus dulcis (almond)
Lineage: Eukaryota; Viridiplantae; Streptophyta; Magnoliopsida; Rosales; Rosaceae
Product: triose phosphate/phosphate translocator, non-green plastid, chloroplastic-like
Exons: 9
Coding region: 203-1444 (413 amino acids)
Biological process (GO): transmembrane transport
Cellular component (GO): Golgi apparatus; membrane
Molecular function (GO): antiporter activity
Source: RefSeq, a predicted model, not a curated record